CGCGGUGGUCUGCGACGACCUGCAGGGCGUCCUGGCGCGCGUGCAGGGCGAGAUGCACGCCUCCUUCGUCUGGCUCUUCCAGCAUAUCUUCGCGGGCACGCCGGCGCUCAUGCUCUCCCUCAUGCUCCUCCUCGCCAACUUCACCGUCCAGUCGAUGGGCCACAGCGUCGCCGCUGCAGCCGCCACCAUCCCCCCAACUCCGCCUGCCGAGCGCGCGGAGCCGUCCCGGUCCCGGUCCCGGUUCGACGCGGCUUCGGUGAAGGCGUUCUCUGUCGGCAGGACGGCCUCGGUCAGCGGGAACGACGGUGGGGGCGGCAAGACGCCGCCUGUCUCGGGCGCCACCGGCGAUGGCCGGUCGGACGAGUCGUCCUUAUAUCGACCAAGCCGUGUGACGCCGCAGCAGCCCUCGGCACCCCCCGGGGCUGAGACCGCCGCCCAAUACGCUGCGAACGCGGCGGAGGAGGCCAUCUGGGAAAUGAUGCUCGCGGAGGCCUCCAAGAUGCAGGCCAGCGCGCGCGCCGAGGAGCUGAGCGACUCGGACGUGCUGAGAGGCCUCGUCGCGCCGGUGGAGACUGAGCUGGAGACCGAGGACCACGCCGAGCACACGCUGACGCAGCAGAGAUACGAGCAGGCCGUCGCCGCUGCGCCCAACAAUUCGCUCAUCCUCGCCAACUUCGCGCAGUUCCUCUACCUCGUGCAGAACGACCACGACCGGGCGGAGCACUACUUCGAGAGGGCCGUGCGCGCGGAGCCGGCGGACUCGGAGGCGCUGAGCUGGUACGCUACCUUUCUGUGGAAGGCGCGGAACGACCUCGCCGGCGCGGAGGAGACCUACCAGGAGGCCAUCGCGGCCGACCCCGGGAACGCCCACCACGCCGCGGCCUACGCGCACUUCCUCUGGAACACCGGAGGUGACGACACAUGCUACCCACUCGAUUGACGCGCGCGCCGGCGCCGCCGAGGAUCAACACGAUCCGGGCCGGUCAAAAGAAGAAAAAAAAUGGAUUCAGGAAGUAAAGUUCUUGCAGCAUGCACGGGG
Messenger RNA from Zea mays, 1039 nucleotides. RefSeq lists its product as uncharacterized. Lineage: Eukaryota; Viridiplantae; Streptophyta; Magnoliopsida; Poales; Poaceae. The coding region runs from base 53 to 940 and encodes 295 amino acids. The record is from RefSeq and is marked provisional. The transcript is spliced from 2 exons. Gene Ontology annotation, molecular function: protein binding.